This is a messenger RNA of Carya illinoinensis, 1911 nucleotides long. RefSeq lists its product as uncharacterized. The record is from RefSeq and is a predicted model, not a curated record. The coding region runs from base 520 to 1836 and encodes 438 amino acids. Gene Ontology annotation, molecular function: DNA binding; protein dimerization activity. Lineage: Eukaryota; Viridiplantae; Streptophyta; Magnoliopsida; Fagales; Juglandaceae. The transcript is spliced from 3 exons.
UCAUUCGUUUGUGAGAACGGACGGUAUUUCUUUCCUUUAGAAAAGUGGGCAGGUGUUGACUUUAGGGUCAUUAUAAGGACCCCUGCAGAUUAGCUGUCCAGCGCCUUACGAAAUCUAACAAAUGUUAAUUUUUUAGGCAGAUUUGCAAUUCCAUCAGAGGAAAGAAGAUAUUAGAUCUACUAGCUUCCACCACUUCACCGGCUUCCAUUCCUGUCGCCAGAGAACUUCACAAGGCAACGUAGAUUUUCCAUAGCUCGGUACCUCUCUCUCUCUCUCUCUCUCCCUCUCUCUCUCCAAGAAUCUAUCUAUAUUUUCAUGAUUUUAAAUUUUAUGUUUUCUUUUCUCGACCGUUUUGAGCAUUUGAGGUCACGAAGGUGUAUCAGAGAUUAUUUGUUCUCUAUCUUCUUAAUGAUAAUUGAAUAUUUCCUUUUCUGUUUUUCUUGUUCGAAUUAAUUGAAUAUAUCUUGAUCACUUCUUAUUAGUUUUAUGUGAUUAUUUAAUAUAGGAUAACAACUUAACAUGGUUCGACCAAAAGAUCCGUUUUGGGAGCAUGCAAAGGAUUUGAAAAAUAGUCGUUUUCUCUGUAAAUUUUGUGAUGGUCAAUUUGCAGGAGGUAUUUCUAGGGUUAAAUGGCAUUUGUCUGGCCUUGAGGGCAACGAUGUUAAAGUCUGUAAAAAGGUACCACGAGAUAUUCAAUUAGCAGUGUUACAAGUACUCGACACUCCCCAUAAGAAAGAAAGACAAGUUAAUGUAUCAAAAAAAAAGAGGAAAGAUAGACAAGUUGAAAAUGAAAAUUGCUCAGUUCCUUCAUCGUCUGGUGGCCCGAAUCUAUGUAUGGAUAACGUUUUGAUGGGUAAAAAAUUGGGCAAGUUGUUCUUCUCAUUUGGCAUUCAUCCUAAGGUCAUUGUCUCUCCCAUCUUUGAGGACUUUGUGAAGAGUAUUGUUGAAUAUGGGCCCAGUACUUAUCAACUGGCAAGUACUUUUACUGAUGAGAAGGGAUUUGCGUCAGAAGUCGAUGAGGAAGCUGAUGAAUAUAUUGAAAAUUUCAUAAACGAUCCAGUUCAAGCAGGUUGUACCUUGAUGGUCAACAAUUGGCAGCGUUAUGAUGAUUCUGGACGAGUCGACCGUGUGGAUAUCUUUGCUUAUUCGAAAAAAGGUGCGGCAUGCUUUAAAUCAUUUAAAUAUGAGCAAACAUUAGGAGGUAUUCAAGAAGUCAUAUCUUCUACAAUUGAUCAAUUACUUCGCCUCAACCUGCAUGUUGUACAGCUACUUCCAUCCCAAGAAAAUGAUGAAAUGAUAGAUGGUACAAACUAUAUGUUGGAAAAUAUGAUUGAUUCAAAUGAAAAGGAAGCCUUCGAGAAGGAACUAGACCAAUACCGCGAGGAAUUGCCAAAGUUAUUCACCGCUCAAGCCAUGAUCACAAUGCUAAAAACAUGCCAUCCUCGAACAUGGUGGGACUUUUGUGGAAAGCAUACACCGGUAUUAAGAAAAUAUGCAAUUCGAAUAUUGAGUCAACCUUGUAGUACUUUAUUUUGUAGGCGUUAUGAAGUGCUGCUAGGUGAUUUGAGUGAAGAUUGGACAACAAAGGUGAAUACAAUGAUCAUAAACGGAAAUUCUAAAUUACUAGAGUUAGAGCCAAUCAUUCUUGAUAAACUUAUUGAAGACCACGAUGCUUUUAAGGAUGUGAUGGAGCUGGAUGAAGAAUAUUACUACUUCCAUUUUUUAUCAAAAUUGACUGACGAUGCUUUAGUCGAUUGCGUGAUAAAUGAUCCGAGUCCUUCAUUUUGGGAUAACGUUAACAACAUCAAGCAUUUGUUAUUAGAUUGUUUCGUUUAAUUAUUGGCUAUUUGUAUAUUCAAAUUUCAAAUUGACUCUUUAUUUAUUUAUCUGCAUAGUCAUCAAAAUUUCUUA